Molecule: messenger RNA, 1413 nt
Organism: Nannochloropsis gaditana CCMP526
Product: cytochrome p450
Exons: 11
Coding region: 47-1129 (360 amino acids)
Molecular function (GO): oxidoreductase activity, acting on paired donors, with incorporation or reduction of molecular oxygen; monooxygenase activity; heme binding
Source: RefSeq, a predicted model, not a curated record
GGAGGGCGGGAGGGAGGGCGGCUUCGUUGUCGACGUCCACAACGACAUGCGGUUCCUGACCCUCGAGGCAGUCUCCCAGGCCUCGUUCUCGCUCCCUUUGGGUCUGCUUGGGAGAGACCGGGGAGAGAGUCUGGAGUACAGCCCUGUCGCUCACAUGUCGACGCCUUCUUCCUCCUACCCCUCCCUCAGCACCAAGGGGCUCUCUUUCACCGGUCGGCGGGUGGACAGGCUCGUGCGGGACAAUUUCCGUCUACUGGGCGAGAGUAUCCGCUUUCCUUUGCCGGGGGCGCAUCGGAUCGGCUGGAAUAAGCCGUACAACCGGCUGCAGAAGGUCAAUGCCGAGCUCCUGGGAAUCGAGAACGCGAUCAUUGAGGGCCGCCGCCUCGAGAGGGAACGUAUCAGGUCCGAGGGCGGGGCGCUCACGGCGUCCCGCGAUCUGUUGGACGUGUACCUGGAGGCCAUCGAAAACGAGGAUUUACCCCUCUCGAACGAAUCCAUCUUCCGCAAUUUGAACGACAUUUUCAUGGCGGGCUCCGACACCACCGCCACCACCAUCAGCGCCUCUCUCUACGAGAUUGUUCGACGUCCCGACGUCAAGGCGAGGGUCUUGGCCGAGCUUGAGAGCUUGGACCUGAGCGAUCCACAGGCCAUGAGCCCGUCGCAGCUGGCACAAAGGCUGCCCUUCUUGGACAUGUGCAUCAAAGAGACCCUCCGCCUCUUCCCCGUGGCUGUCAAUCUGUCCCGUGUCGCCGCGCGGGACACCGUCCUGGGCGGUUUUCACAUCCCCAAGGGCGCCACCGUCGCGCCCUGUAUCCGACUCCUCCACUUGGACACUGCCACCUGGGGGCCUGACGCCGCCGAAUUCCGUCCGGAGCGGUGGGCGAGUGAGAAUUUGGAAGGCGGUCUGCCCAAAGGUGUCCCUCAGGGCGCUUACCUACCCUUUGGCGCUGGUCCCCGCGUAUGCUUAGGCCUUCGAUUUGCCUUGCUGGAAGCCAUGACGGUCAGCGUCACCCUCCUUAAAAAACUGGAUCUGGAGGUUGUAGACCCUAAUCGCGAUUUGGACGUGUAUUACCCCGCAGCCAUGUCCUUUCGCGACGGGGUGCAGUUGCGGAUUGGAGGCCUUCGAUGAUCGACGAGAGGAAAAGUACCGGCCCAUACAGAGCCAAGCAUUUGUUGUAUUUGCUUGCAUAUCAUAUAAGAGGGAGUGGAUCAUUGGAGUUGCAGGCCUCAUUUUUGGACGUGAAAGAGUUUGAUAAUGUUGAAAAUAUUUUCCCGAUUGUUGGUCAAUAUACGCAGUUGAAUUAAGCAGUUGAUAAGCUGAGGGACCCCGGUAAUCAUGAAGGAAGAUUGCAGAUCAGUUGUUUAGAUGCUUUCUAAACAGAAAAUGUAAAAAGAAUAUGCUUCACAUGGUUG